This is a messenger RNA of Ooceraea biroi (clonal raider ant), 2099 nucleotides long. RefSeq names its product malonyl-CoA decarboxylase, mitochondrial. Gene Ontology annotation, cellular component: mitochondrial matrix; peroxisomal matrix. Gene Ontology annotation, molecular function: malonyl-CoA decarboxylase activity. Gene Ontology annotation, biological process: fatty acid biosynthetic process; malonyl-CoA catabolic process; acetyl-CoA biosynthetic process. NCBI's taxonomy places the organism in Eukaryota, Metazoa, Arthropoda, Insecta, Hymenoptera, Formicidae. The record is from RefSeq and is a predicted model, not a curated record.
AUUUUACCAAUUUUGGGAUAACUACGAUUUGUCUAGCGAAAACACGGAUCAGUGAUGCCAACUAAAUAUCAUGCAUUGACAUUCGAUAAUAUCAAUCUACUGUCGGUAACAUAAAUGUCUAUCUAGAUGGUUUUACUUACAGAGUACGUGAGAUUCAUCCUGGAGUUAAAUAUCGCUAAUACAUUGAGAUGUAGCAUUAAACGCGAAUAUGUAAAGUCAUCCACUUCGCAUGCCAGAAUAAAUGAAUCGAUCGUGGAAGAACUGCGGACGAUCUUCAAAUUUAAGGACACCAAGCUCAGCAACUGGAUUGUAGAGAAUAAGGCAUAUGCAUUAUGCGCCAGGUAUACAGAAAGCAACAAAAAAGAUCGUCAGCGAAUUUUGCGGACGCUGGCUUCGCAGUACGCUGUCCAACGUGACUUUGUAUGCCAAACAGCAAACAAGUACUUAGCCUGUAAGUCUGAAGAUAAAGAGCAGAUGAUUGUUCAUGAGAGAAUGCUGAGGAAUGUUCUUACACCAGCUUAUCACUGGUUGUUUGUUAUUAUAGGAAGGUUGCAGCAUGGUGUAAAGUUCUUGGUUAAUCUGAGAACCGAUGUUCUGGAACUAUUGUCAGAAAUGGAAGACAAUGAUGAAAGUAUAAUGAUACAACAGUUGAAUAAUACUUUGCAAAAUCUGCUUCUGCUUUGGUUUUCAGUAGGUUUCUUGCACCUGGAACGCGUAACUUUGGAAACUGCAUCUGAUAUAUUGCAAAAGGUUUCUGAUUACGAAGCCAUACAUCCUACAAGAAAUUGGUCGGAGUUGAAACGUAGAUUUGGACCUUAUAGAAGAUGUUACAUAUUUACGCAUCCAUCGAUGCCAAGAGAACCUCUUGUUCUCUUGCAUACAGCACUGUGCGAUGUUAUACCAGAGACUCUAAAGGGUAUCGAUGAAGCUGAAACUAGAAUUCUGGGAAGUGCAAAGAAGAAUGUAACAUUCUUAGAAGAAGAUAAAUCGAAAAUAACAGCAGCGAUAUUUUAUUCUGUAGCAUCCACUCAAAAAGGAUUGCAGGGAUUCGAGCUUGGUAAUUAUCUGAUAAAAGAAGUAGCUAAUGCGAUCACGACUGAAUUUCCAGCAGUGCAUCUAUUGUUCAGCUUAUCACCCAUACCGAACUUCAAGAAUUGGUUACUCGGAAAAUUGAAACAAGAUAUGGCCUUAAUACUUACCACACAAGAAUCCGAAGUUAUGAAAAACAUUUUGAAAACGAGGGAUGUGGUAUCAGCUUUAAACAAAGUUCUGAAUAAUUCAUCGUGGAUAGACGAUACGCAGUUAUCACACUUUUUGAAGGAGCCGCUACUUCGAGCAUGCGCGUGGUACUUGUACAAGGAAAAGAGACGCGGCUAUGCUUUCAAUAACGUUGCUAAUUUCCAUUUACGUAAUGGUGCUACGAUGUGGCGGAUAAAUUGGAUGGCUAAUCCUUCGUCGAUUGGACUAGCAAACAGUUGCGGUAUAAUGGUUAAUUAUAGAUAUUUCUUGGACAAAUGUGAGGCGAACAGUCGAAAUUACAUUGAAAAUUUCGUCAUAAAUGCCUCAGAAGACGUAAUCAAUCUCGCCAGACUAGCGGAAAUGUCGAGAUUAUGUAAUACAGUUCUGAAAGAAUCAUAAAAGAAUCAUAUAAUAAAUAAGGGGCUAUGAAUGAAAGAAUAUCACAAGAUAAUGACCAUAACGAUGAUAAUAAAACAUGAUUGAUGCAUGGUAAAGGUCUAGUUUAUUGAUAAAAAAAUUCUCUUUAUUACUCUUCAAAUUUUAUGUUUUUAUUAAAGAUUAUUAAAUUUGUUCAUUUAUACAAUAGCUGAUUUGUUUCCAGCUUAAAGACAGCACAGUGGUCUGCAGACAAGUCUAGAACAGAUAACGUAAUUUCUAUUAUAAUUUAAAAGUGAUUUCUAUUGCUUGUUUUACAGAAUAAUCAUAUAGAAGAGCAUGGAGAAAUAAUCGACAGGAUCGAUCGUCUUCAAACAGCAUUGAAAGUACUAAAUUACACAGUUUCCACUCUAUUUGUUAAUACUUAAUAUAUUUUACAAAUCUUUAUAUAAAACAGAGAAUAAAGUUGCAUAUAUAUACCUGUA